Messenger RNA from Exophiala spinifera, 561 nucleotides. RefSeq lists its product as uncharacterized. The transcript has a single exon. Lineage: Eukaryota; Fungi; Ascomycota; Eurotiomycetes; Chaetothyriales; Herpotrichiellaceae. Bases 1 to 561 code for a protein of 186 amino acids. The record is from RefSeq and is a predicted model, not a curated record.
AUGAAGGGCCUUCCGACGCUUCGACCCGCAGCAUCGAGCGCCAUAACAUUGGACGGUGGACCCGCGGGCGCAUUCUCAGAACAACCCUCCGCCAACCGACUCGGGGGCGAGAAAGAGGAGGAAGGAGGAGUGGAACCAGCACAGGAGAACGGACACGGACACGGACAUGGAUCUGCACUCAACAGCAAGGCUCCAGGAUACGAUGCUCCGGCGGGACUCGAGAGAGAAGACGAGGGAAAGCCGACAUGCAUGGUAACGAUGCUGUCCUCGAAGCAGCUCCAGGAAAUUCGAGGCGACCUUGUCGAGCUCGCAAAGGAAAACGCCGAGCUGAAACAUCAGAAGGGUGUUCUCGAGGCAAUGUUGGCCGACGCACAGUUCCAUUGUCGGCUCUACUGGAACUGUGGAGUCGCUUGGGCCCGGGCUGAACUUGAGUGGAUCAAGGAGCGAGAAAUGCUGAAGCGUCGUGUCGAUGAAGGGGAGCAGAUGAGACGGACUACCAGCGACGGUGACAGCCAUUCUCUCGACGGACAGGAGACCAGCCUCGACCAGGGUGGCCAUUGA